AUGUCAGAAGCCGUACAUUCAAUUGCGAAGGAAGGAGACGGAAGUGACGAUAGCAAAGGCGACUUUCCUAUCGACGAGGCUGUACUUCGGGCUCUGCCUGAAGGUAGCAAAGUCCUCUCAUCUAACCGCCAUGGCUUCUCCGACUGGACCGUCACUGCCUGCUUAGUCGUCCUCCUCCCCGAUGGCGCCGAGAAGAAAUACUUCCUCAAGAUCGCCACAGAUGAAGCCGGCCGGGUAAUGAUGGAAGGCGAGUACAACUCCAUGGCCUCGCUCUACGAGAUAUCGCCAGACUUCGUUCCCAAACCCCACACCUGGGGCAAGUUCAAGCUGGAAGCGCCGGAAACGUACUUCUUCCUAUGCAACUUCAUCGAUAUGACAAACACUCUGCCAGAACCUACCCUCUUCUGCGCCAAACUCGCGCAAUUGCAUAAAUGCAGUCAAUCCCCCACAGGAAUGUUCGGAUUCCCCAUCCCAACCUGCCACGGCCGCUUCGCCCAGGAAAUAUCCUGGGACCCAAGCUGGCCCAAUUUCUUCGCAAAGCUCCUCCGCACCGCUCUCUCGAUCGAGAAGAAAGAGAACGACCCAUGGCCAGAGUACGAAGCAACCUCCGCCCGCGUCCUAACCCACGUAAUCCCGCGUCUCCUCGGUGCGCUCGAAGAAAACGGCCGCCAAAUCAAGCCAUCGCUCAUCCAUGGAGAUCUAUGGGAAGGCAACGUCGCUACAGAUGUCUCGAACGGGAAUAUCUACAUUUUUGACGCUGGUGCGUAUUAUGCGCAUCAUGAAAUGGACCUUGGUAUGUGGCGGUACGAAAGAUAUGAGUUCGCGAAGAAGCCGGAGUACAAGGAAGAGUAUCUUCGCGUCAUGGGCGUGGAUGAGCCGGUGGAAGAGUUUGAUGAUCGCAAUCGGUUGUAUUGUGUUAAGAUGAAUGUUGUUCGUUCGGCGCAUCAUCCGGGGUGUGAGGAGAGGGAGAUGUAA
Alternaria hordeiaustralica is the source of this 975-nucleotide messenger RNA. RefSeq lists its product as uncharacterized. NCBI's taxonomy places the organism in Eukaryota, Fungi, Ascomycota, Dothideomycetes, Pleosporales, Pleosporaceae. The coding region runs from base 1 to 975 and encodes 324 amino acids. The record is from RefSeq and is a predicted model, not a curated record. The transcript is spliced from 2 exons.